Molecule: messenger RNA, 1056 nt
Organism: Cyanidioschyzon merolae strain 10D
Lineage: Eukaryota; Rhodophyta; Bangiophyceae; Cyanidiales; Cyanidiaceae
Product: imidazole glycerol phosphate synthase, cyclase subunit
Exons: 1
Coding region: 1-1056 (351 amino acids)
Biological process (GO): L-histidine biosynthetic process
Molecular function (GO): imidazoleglycerol-phosphate synthase activity
Source: RefSeq, a predicted model, not a curated record
AUGGCGAGCGCCCUACCUCGUUGCCGUCGAACGGUGAACACGCGUUGCAGUCGGAAGUGUCCUGCGCUUGGCUUUAGCCUCUGUUUGCGUCUCCCGAUCGAGCGGCAGAGCACCUGGCGGGCUAGCGUUGGGGCUUGGCAGCUGCGGUGCUGUGCUGCUUUUGGUCGCGGAUCUGGUGGGCGAGCUUCCAGGGCAGCGCGCACGGUUCAAUGUCUGGCGGCUGCGUCCUCGUCGCCGCUUUCAACGACAACCAUAUUGUCGGUGGAUGAGCAGCUUGAACCUCAGGAGCGUAUUUCGGGACCCGCGAAGCGCAUCAUUCCAUGUUUGGACGUGAAGGAUGGCCGUGUUGUCAAGGGAAUCAAUUUUGUAAACCUCAGAGACGCAGGUGACCCCGUUGAGCAGGCCCGAGUCUACUACGAGGACGGUGCCGACGAACUCGUGUUUCUCGACAUUUCGGCAACACCGAACGGCCAUGAGACGACUUUGCGAGUUGUAGAACAGGUCGCAGGAUCCAUCUUCAUUCCGUUGACAGUUGGCGGUGGAAUACGCACGGUCGAGGAUGCGCGACGCACGCUGCUCUCUGGAGCGGAUAAAGUCGCCAUCAAUAGCGCAGCUGUUGCACGCCCGGAGCUGCUCCAAGAAUGUGCAUACCAGCUCGGAAAGGCCAAUAUUGUACUUGCAAUUGAUGCAAAGAGGCGCAGUCCGGGUAAAUGGGAAGUCUAUGUCGCUGGCGGACGUAAACCCACCGGGAUCGAUGCUGUGGAGUGGGCGCAAAGAGGAUCCGAGCUAGGAGCUGGGGAAAUCCUGCUGACAAGCAUGGAUGCGGACGGAACUUUGGCGGGUUUCGAUUUGGAGCUUACCCGUGCUGUUGUGGAUGCGGUAUGCGUUCCCGUUAUUGCGAGUGGUGGUGCAGGCACCAUGCAGCACUUUGUGGACGCAGUGACGCAAGGUGGCGCAUCGGCAGCGUUGGCUGCCUCCCUUUUCCAUGACAACACGAUUCGCAUUCCCGACCUCAAGCAGUACAUGAAGAAUCAAGGGGUGCUCGUUCGGCUCUAA